This is a messenger RNA of Belonocnema kinseyi, 2078 nucleotides long. RefSeq lists its product as uncharacterized. The record is from RefSeq and is a predicted model, not a curated record. The coding region runs from base 1 to 636 and encodes 211 amino acids. The transcript is spliced from 5 exons. NCBI's taxonomy places the organism in Eukaryota, Metazoa, Arthropoda, Insecta, Hymenoptera, Cynipidae.
AUGAAUCGUGAGAAACUAAGGAGUGGUCUUCCAGAAGACCAAGCAGUAUAUCAGAAUCUACUAUUUAAAAAAAAAGAAGAGGAUUUUAAUUGCGUAGAUGAAUAUGGCAUUGACGACACUUUGGAAAUCAAGGAAGAAAUUAUCGAUGAUCCAGAGACUGCAAUUCGUAAAUGUACUGAAAAAUAUGAGCCAAGAUUAUGCGUAUAUAUAAGGAACGAUAUUUUUCCUAUUAACGAACUUCCGAUCCGUAAGGAAAAGAAUAUUCAGGAAUCACAGCUGGAACUGGACAGGAAAGAAAUCAAAAGUAUUUGGGACAAAACAAGAAUAAUACCUUCACGUGAAUAUCAAUACCCGAAGAACAGGUUUAGAACAAUUUUAGAAAACCAACAAAAUCUACUGUCUCAAAAGAAAGAAACGGAUUUAACUAACUGUACUGUAAUUGAAUAUAGCAGUGACGAAACUUUGGAAAUUAAGGAAGAAAUUAUAGAUGAUCACGACAUUACAGAUCAAAAAUAUAACAAAAAAGAUGAUUCACAAUUGUUUACCGUAGGUAUAGAAAAACCCUAUAAUUCUGUUCUUGAAAACACACUGCCGUGGCAAAGAAGAGACAAACGUCAGGAAUCGGAACAGGAAUAGGAAAAUAAGUACGCAUGCGAAAAGUGUUUCCGCAGCUAUAAGUGGAAAGGGAAUUUGUGUACUCAUAAAAAAUUCGAGUGCUACGUCAUUCGAAAGUUCAAAAGUAAAUAUUGCGAUAAAUGAUUUAAACAGAAAUGUCAGGUAAAUGCACAUCUGAAACGCGCACAUCACAAGCAAAACUCAAAUACUUCGGUAUCGAAGCAUAAAUGUGACAAAUGUUCUCGAAGUUAUACAUGGUUUCACGCCUCAAAUCGACAUAAACGUUUUAACCACACAGCAGUCAAACCGCAAUUUAUUUGCGAUUUUUGCGGGUAUAAAGCUAAUCAGAAAAGUAACUUGUCAACACACAUCACUUUGCGGCACUCACAAACAUCGCAAAUAAGACAUAAAUGCGACGAAUGUUCUCGCAGUUAUGCUGGGCUGAGUUCUUUGUGUAAUCAUAAACGCAUAAAACACAUAGCAGACAAACCGCAAUUUAUUUGCGAUUUUUGUGGACACAAAGCGGAUCAGGCAAGUAACUUGUUAAUGCACAUGAUUUUGCGUCACUCAAAAACUUCAAACGCAACGCAUAAAUGUGACCAAUAUUCUUGCAGUUAUGUUUUGAUCAGUUGUUUAAAGAAUCAUGAACGCAUAAAACACACGGAAGAGAAACCAAAAUUUAUCUGUGAUUUUUGCGUAUAUUAAGCGAAUCGAAAAAUUACAUUGGAAGCACACAUUACUUCACAGCACUCACAGACAUCGCAAACAAGGCAUAAAUGCGACCAAUGUUCUCGGAGUUAUAUUACGCUCGGUUCUUUAAACAGGCAUACAUUUUUUAUACACAGAGCAGACAAACCACAAGCUUCUGGCGAUUUUGGUGGACAUACAGCAAAUCAAAAAAAUGAUUUAUCAACACACAUUACUUUACAGCAGUCACAGACAUCGAAAACAAGGCAUAAAUGUAACGAAUGCUCUCGAAGUUACACUUGAUUUCAAGAUUUAACUAGACAUAAACGUUUUAAACACGCAUCAGUUACACCAAAAUUUAGUUGCGAUUUUUGUGGAUUUAACACGGAUCAGAAAAAUAGCUUGUUAAGACACAUAAUUUUACAGUACUUACAGGAAUCGAACAGAUUGUAUAAAUGUGACCAAUGUUCUCGCGUUUAUGUUACGAUCAGUGCUUUAGGUUUCUAAUAUUGUUUGAAAAAACUCAUUAUUUUACAGCAUUUCAAGUAAUUCAGUACUAAAUUGAGAAAAAUAUUUUUUGCAAUACAUAAAAUUUAUUGUAUAUCGUGAAUUACUUUUUUGAAAAUCGCUACUUAGUACUCAAAUUCACUUGUUGAAGGUUCCAAAAAAAUAAAUUUACUGUUCAUCCAUAUAGACAUAAAUACAAGUUAUACUCACAAGAGGUGUGCGCGAUUUACGAGAAAAGGAGUAUAAAUAAAUCCGCUUAAAAUAAAAUG